Messenger RNA from Oryza sativa Japonica Group (Japanese rice), 3282 nucleotides. Its product is annotated as polyadenylate-binding protein-interacting protein 7. NCBI's taxonomy places the organism in Eukaryota, Viridiplantae, Streptophyta, Magnoliopsida, Poales, Poaceae. The record is from RefSeq and is a predicted model, not a curated record.
UCUCCGAUCCUUCUAGAAGCUUCUGGAAUCGCGCGGUCCAGGUAGAAUUAUACACUUGAGGGGGCUGAUGCGUGGUGGUGCGCCGCCGGAGUGGUAGGUGGCGGUCGGGGGGAGUGGGAGCUUCUAGAAGGGCGUGUCGUACGUGUGCGAGUGGGUUGGGAGUCCUCUGGAUUUAUCGGUUCGUCGAUCUCGCGGGAGGUGAGGGCGCCGAUGGUUCUAGAUCGCUGUAGAUGAUUUGUCGAUGCAUUGAAUUGGGCUUUGGUGCGCUUGGUCUGCGCGCAUGGGGGUUUUUGUGGAUUGAUUUUGAUAAGAGUUGCUGAAUUUAGCUAGUUUUUGCGGUUGAUUUCGUUGGGCUCCAAGUUGCCAAAUGCUGCUUACGCAUCGCUCUAGGUGGUUUUUCGUUGGAUCAAACUGGUAUUUUGGUGGUUAGAUUCGGGGCGUGUGAGUGGUCACCAUUUUUGGACUAACGAGGUCUCCCCAAUUCAGUAAUUUAUGUUCUUACUGCUUAGUGUUACUGUUACGUUCGAUUGACUUCUUCAUGGAAGGACUGUACAAGCUCGAUCAAUAUCGUUCGGAUGUGGCUUGAGUGUGAAAACUAAUGCCUUGUGUCUUUUUUAGCUUAGUAGUAGAUGUCUCUGGAUGCAUGCGUUGGUGGAUAAUAGUUUGAUGGGGUCAUCUCCGCGUUGGAUAGCAAUUAAGGUUACUGUUUUUUUUUUGGCUAUUCUUCUGUCAGUUCUGUUGAUUACAACAGUUUUUAGCUAUUUUGCUUGAGUCAUCGUCUGUUGACAGUGAUGACAGUAAUGUGGUUCUCUUGCAACGAUGAUGAACUUAUAAUGGGCACUCUUUUUCUUUCUCAAAGAUUGUUCCAUGAUAAAGGAAAGUACAUACUUUUAGCUAUGCCAUGCUUAAAGUCACCAGUAUUUUUCCAUUUAUCGGAUACCCCAUGUAACAAUGCUACAAUUAGUUGUCGUGAUCUAUGUUUUUGGGCUGAAAUGUAAGCUGGAAACCCCAGUGUGACUCUUUAAAACCUGCUUUCAGAAAAGCAGGGCCAUCUGGCUUAUCAUCUAAAAGAAACAAUGCUACAAUUAGUAGCUUUUGCCCAUAGUUGGAUCUCCCAUAAGACAAUGCUUUUUGCUCUGGUACUUUUUGCAUUCAAAAGUAUCAAAUGGACAGACAUUCAGUUUAUUUCGUCUUGAAUGCAUCUUGACCGACAAGGGAUGAUCAGAGAUGGCCAGCUUGGCGACUGUAGUUUCUGUCUGUAGGCAACUGAUUUGUUUUUGCGUCUUCUCAAGUGCAAUCCUGGUGUGUCAACUUAUUUGUGUUCUGAUGUGAACUUCUAAGAUUAAUUUGCAGGUUUCCGUCUCCAUUUUUAGCUGGCAGAAAAAUGGGAAAGAGUUUAUUUCUGUGUGACUUGGGGCUUACUUUUACAUGUCCAAUUCUCUUUCUUGCAUUCUCUUUUGGAAUAGGAAGAAUAUCUCCAGCAAGACUUUCAUCUGCUUAUCAUCAGUAUGUCCAUCGAAGAGAGAACAUUAAGUUUGAUAAACAAGACCACUGCGUUAAAUCCAAAUGCACAAGAAUUUGUACCUUCAUCCCUCAGAUCUAUCAAUGAUGUUUCAAAUAGAUCAGACACAUCCAGGAUUUCUGUAUCAGGAUCCUCCAAAGACACUAUUGCAGAUCAACAAGAUCCUGUUAUACCAAGUAACCCUGAUGAAGAAGCACAUCGGUACUGGCAAGAACAGCUUCCAGAUGAUAUUACCCCUGAUUUCAAAGUUCUGGGACAAGAUGAGAUGCCUGGACCUGAUAAUAUUUCACUCACUGGCUUGUCAAUAAAUGAUAGCAUUGGUGCUUCACUAUUUUCUCCAAACCAGACAUCGAAUUUGCAACACCGUGCUUCUCCUUUUAUUAGGGACACUCUGAGCACACGAUCAAAGAUCGAGUUUCCUAGCCCAACUUAUGUAGAAGAACAGUCAAGAGCUACUAUUAUGAGUCCAACUGCAAGCGCUAUGAGUCCAACUGCGGCUCCGUGGGUAAAAACAGUAAGAAAUGGUGUGCAAUACAAUGCAAACAGAAGGGAUGCCAGCCAUUACAAUGGAGAUUCUAGCAUUGGAGCUCCAGUGCAAAACCUUACUGAUGCAUACUUCGGAAGCAGGCGCAGCUUUAGCUCAACUAUGGAUAUCAUGAGUCAGCUGGAGAAUAAAGUUGAUGGACGAUUCAAUCAGAAUCUGAGGUCACUGUCGUUUGGACAUUCAAGUCCUCCAUCACCAGCAUCAUAUGGUCAAAAUGGUCUUGCAAACUAUAACAAAGAAGCUUUUGGUCUGGCAAACAAUACAUAUAGAUCCCACUCAGCUGUACUCGCAGAUGAUAUACUUUCCCCUUCAGCUGGUCGGGAACAUAUUUCUCUGGAUGCUCCUAGGGGGAGGUACAAUACAACUAAUUUGCCUGUUUCUGGUCUUGGUUCAAGCAGAGGCUCUCAGUUCAUGGCAAGCUCAUUCAAUGGCAAUCAUGACAUAGUCUCAAACAACACCCUGCAAAAUAUAGCUGGAGUUCAAACAGGACCUGCUUGGCUUGAAGCUGAUACUGCAGCAAACAUGUUUUUGGAAUCAAAGGAUGAAGCUCAUGAUUUUGCAAGCCUACGGCAUGCGCUUCUGGAACAGGAUAGGCAGGUUCUUUUAACUGGUGCCAAUCCUUUAGCAAAGGAACUAAACAUCAAGGAGCUUUACAAUUUGCAAAGCAGACUAGCUCAGGAAAAGGCUAGAGAUGUAUAUCGCCAAAGAUUUCAAAUGCCAGAAUUUCAAGGCCUGGUUCAGGAGCAAAAUACCCCAAUUGACCUGUGUGGUCUUCACGUAAGCGAGGCGAUACACGCCCUGAACUAUGAGCUCAACAACCGGCGGAAGAUUGCUCGAUCCACAGGCCGUCGUCUCCAGGUGAUCAUAAUAUCAAGCACACGUACUCCGGCGAGGCUGACCGCCGCCGUCGAGCAGUACCUCCUGGAGCACGGCAUUCAGUAUACGCAGGCACAGCCGGGCCUUUUCCGUGUCCUGUUACAGUGAAGUAACAGGAUGGUAGGCUCAUCAUGUUUGUGUACACCUUUGAAAGAAGAAGAAAAAAAAGAGGAGGAACAAAAAAGAAUUGACCCCUGUACUACUGUAUAUGGCAGAGAUGAGUAGUACUAGCAGAAUAGAAAUUUGAAAUAGCUGUUGUAAUAUUCGUAUAGCAAGGCUUUUUUUUUUGUCAGCAAAAAACGUUGUAAAAUUUGCGGAAUUAGGCGAUAUGUUCUUUCAA